Molecule: messenger RNA, 730 nt
Organism: Labrus mixtus (cuckoo wrasse)
Lineage: Eukaryota; Metazoa; Chordata; Actinopteri; Labriformes; Labridae
Product: myelin basic protein-like
Exons: 4
Coding region: 275-730 (151 amino acids)
Molecular function (GO): structural constituent of myelin sheath
Source: RefSeq, a predicted model, not a curated record
CCCACCCCUUACAAACAACAUCAUCACCACUGUACCUAAAUCAGGAAGCAUCGAGACACGUUUGUUUGUUUCUCUGUUUCUGUUUUUUUUUUGUACGGAGACACUUUUGGUGAUUACAGCAACGUCGACCGAUACAGAGGGAAAAUACGUAGACCUGAUUGUUGAUGAUCACCGUCGACUACUCAGAAGACUGACAGUCUGGUUACAUCCAGUGCAAGGCUCAGCUGUGGAUGCAUUUGACACAGACUAACCGGAGAAGGUCUCUGUCAGCAGCAUGGGCCAGCAUCUAGUAAAGAGGGAGUCGCCUGCAGACAGCAAGGCUUCAUCACCUGAACCUGAAGCAGCGCAGACAGCAGAAGCAGAAGCAGAAGCAGAAGUAGCAGCAGCAGAAGUAGUAGCAGCAGAACCUGAAUCCCAAGAUGAAGUCUUUGGCCUGGGUGAGGCAGAUGCGAACCAGAACAAUGGCUGCGUCUCGGAGAAGCCGGCGGUGACUGACUCCACGGGCGCUGAGGGCCCCCGCCAGCCUUGGACCGACUCCAACACAGCCGACCCUGACGCUGCCACGCCACGCCCCCACCUGGUCCGCCUCUUCUCCCGAGAUGCCCCGGGCCGAGAGGACAACACCUUCAAAGAGCGACCCUCUGAAUCGGACGAGCUACAGACCAUCCAGGAGCACAGCGGAGCGGCUUCAGAGUGCGGGUCGGAUAACCCUGAACAGGACCUAGAUUAG